This is a messenger RNA of Saccharomyces kudriavzevii IFO 1802, 1275 nucleotides long. It is a transcript of the gene MCA1, whose product is annotated as Ca(2+)-dependent cysteine protease MCA1. The record is from RefSeq and is a predicted model, not a curated record. NCBI's taxonomy places the organism in Eukaryota, Fungi, Ascomycota, Saccharomycetes, Saccharomycetales, Saccharomycetaceae. Gene Ontology annotation, molecular function: cysteine-type endopeptidase activity. Bases 1 to 1275 code for a protein of 424 amino acids. Gene Ontology annotation, biological process: proteolysis. The transcript has a single exon.
AUGUAUCCCGGUAGUGGACAUUAUACCUAUAACAAUGCUGGCAACAAUAAUGGGUACCAACGGCCCGUGGUCCCCCCUCCUGGCCGGCAAUACGGACAGCAAUACGGACAGCAAUACGGACAGCAAUAUGAUCAACAAUAUGAUCAACAGUAUGCACCUCCGCCAGGUCCUCCACCCGGGAACUACAACAGGCCUGUAUAUCCUUCUCCACAUUUCCAGCAGGAGCAAGCGGAGGCACAAUUGAACAACGGUUACAACAAUCCAAAUGUGAACGCCUCUAAUAUGUACGGCCCACCUCAGAAUAUGUCGCUGCCUCCCCCACAAACACAAAAUAUUCAGGGUAUAGAUCAGCCAUAUCAGUAUUCUCAGUGUACUGGGCGCAGAAAGGCUCUAAUCAUCGGUAUCAACUACAUAGGUUCGAAAAAUCAGUUGCGUGGCUGUAUCAACGAUGCUCAUAACAUCUUUAAUUUCUUGACGAAUGGGUAUGGUUAUAGCUCAGAUGAUAUUGUCAUAUUGACAGACGAUCAAAACGAUUUGGUUAGGGUCCCCACUAGGGCUAACAUGAUGAGAGCCAUGCAAUGGCUGGUCAAAAACGCACAGCCCAAUGAUUCCUUGUUCCUUCAUUAUUCUGGACACGGGGGUCAAACUGAAGAUUUGGAUGGAGACGAAGAAGAUGGGAUGGAUGAUGUUAUAUACCCGGUUGAUUUUGAAACGCAAGGGCCUAUUAUCGACGACGAAAUGCACGAUAUAAUGGUUAAACCUUUACCGCAAGGUGUUAGACUAACAGCUUUAUUCGAUUCCUGUCAUUCAGGCACGGUAUUGGAUCUCCCAUACACUUAUUCCACGAAGGGGAUUAUCAAAGAACCGAAUGUUUGGAAAGAUGUUGGCCAAGAUGGGUUACAGGCUGCCAUUUCAUAUGCUACAGGGAAUAGAGCCGCUUUAGUGGGGUCUUUAGGCUCUAUAUUCAAGACUGUUAAAGGGGGUAUGGGCAAUAAUGUGGAUAGAGAGCGCGUCAGACAGAUUAAGUUCUCAGCCGCAGAUAUUGUUAUGUUAUCCGGCUCCAAAGAUAAUCAAACUUCUGCAGAUGCUGUGGAAGACGGUCAAAAUACAGGUGCAAUGUCCCAUGCUUUUAUCAAGGUGAUGACUCUACAGCCACAGCAAUCAUAUUUGUCUCUUCUACAAAACAUGAGAAAAGAAUUAGCUGGUAAGUAUUCUCAAAAACCGCAAUUGUCAUCCUCACAUCCUAUUGACGUAAACUUGCAAUUUAUUAUGUAG